Messenger RNA from Drosophila suzukii, 1475 nucleotides. The record is from RefSeq and is a predicted model, not a curated record. NCBI's taxonomy places the organism in Eukaryota, Metazoa, Arthropoda, Insecta, Diptera, Drosophilidae.
UGUUGACCGACUGAGUGAAGCAUGAAGUUAUUAUCUAUUUGGGCCUUGGCAGCUCUUUGCCUUUGCCUUGGCCAAGUGGCCUUCAGCGAAAAGCUGAUCAACUGUUACUGGGGCACCUGGGCUAACUACCGUCCUGGUGAUGGCAAAUUCACCCCCUCCGACAUCGAUCCCUUCCUGUGCACCCACAUCAGCUACACCUUCUUCGGGAUCAGCGAUGCGGGAGAGUUCAAGUCCCUGGACACCUGGCUGGACAUGGACGAUGGACUGGGCUAUAUAAGCCAAACCAUUGCCUUGAAGCAACGGAACCCAAACCUAAAGAUUCUGGCCGUGGUGGGUGGCUGGAACGAGGGCUCCACAAAGUACUCGGCCAUGGCCGCCGAUCCUGCCAAGCGUGCCACGUUUGUGUCCAGCUCCCUGGCCUUCAUUCAGCAGUAUGGCUUCGAUGGCUUGGAUCUAGAUUGGGAGUAUCCUGGUCAGCGAGGAGGCGGAGAGUCGGAUCGCGAGAACUUCGUGAUCCUGCUGCGGGAGAUUAAGGAAACCUAUGACAAAUAUGGAUUGGAACUGGGUAUUGCUGUGGGUGCCUCCGAGAAGUCGGCCAGCAUCUCCUAUGACAUUCCGGCCAUUUCCCAGCAUCUGACCUUCAUCAAUGUGAUGACCUACGACUUCCACAUGGCUCUGGAUGGCUAUUUGGGUCUCAAUGCUCCUCUGCCUGAGGUCACCGAGUCCAUUGACUACUGGUUAUCUCAUGGUGCCCCCGCUGAGAAACUGAUCUUGGGCAUUGGCUUCUAUGGCCACAGCUACCAGAUGUCGGAUAGUUCUCAGAACUGGCCUGGUGCAGCUUGCAUUGGUCCUGGAACUGCUGGCGUCUACACCCGGGAGGGUGGAUUCCUAGGCUACCACGAGAUCUGCCAGAAUAACUGGAACACGGUUUUCGAUCAGGAGAACGGUGCUCCGUAUGCUUUCCAGGGCGAUCAGUGGAUUGGGUACGACAACGCCGAGAGCAUCCAGCUGAAGAUGCAGCUGGUGGAGUCCCGCAACCUGGGUGGUGCAAUGAUGUGGUCCAUAGAGACGGAUGACUUCCGUGGCCUCUGCGGAGAGACCUAUCCCCUGCUAAAGACCAUGAACCGCGCUCUGGGCAAGGAGGUGAGCGGAGGAGGUGGCAGCGGAGGAGGAGGAAGUGUUACCCCAUCUCCAACUGCUGCUCCCACUCCGACACCCACUCCCGGCGGAGGAAGUGGUGGCAACGGAGGUGGUUCCGGUGGAGACUGCUCAACUUCAGGAAAUGGCCACUUUAUGAGUGUGGGAGAUUGUAACAAAUACUACCAGUGUGCAGAUGGAAUCCGAUACGACUUCCAAUGCGCCACAGGACUCUACUUUAAUCCCACCUCCAAUAACUGCGAUUGGGAGUGGAAUGUCGAUUGCCCCUAUUAGAUAAACAGCCAAAGAAAAUAUACAAAAAUUGCAACAAUCGAAAA